This is a messenger RNA of Conger conger (European conger), 5031 nucleotides long. RefSeq names its product metaxin 3 (gene mtx3). The coding region runs from base 6 to 917 and encodes 303 amino acids. The transcript has 9 exons. The record is from RefSeq and is a predicted model, not a curated record. Lineage: Eukaryota; Metazoa; Chordata; Actinopteri; Anguilliformes; Congridae. Gene Ontology annotation, biological process: mitochondrion organization. Gene Ontology annotation, cellular component: SAM complex.
UAAACAUGGCGACUCCCAUGGAACUUCGUUGCUGGGGAGGCGAUUGGGGUUUACCAUCUGUACACACAGAUUCCCUCGUUGUGCUGGCUUACGCUAAAUUUUCAGGGGCCAAGAUUACAAUCGUGCCAGUUGACUGGACAUGGAAGACGUUGACAGGAACAGUACCAUCCCUGCACUGUGACGAGGUUAUGGUGACGGAACCAGUGCAAAUUCUCAACUUCUUAAGAAAAAGGAGAUUCAAUGCGGACUACGAGCUCUCAGCCAAACAGGGGGCGGACACUAUGGCCUAUAUCGCCCUGCUUCAGGAGAAACUGCAGCCAGCACUGCUGCACACGUUCUGGGUGGACGCAGAGAACUACGCAAACCUGACCCGGCCGUGGUACGCCUCCCGCUCACCAUUCCCACUCAACUUCUUCCUCCCGAGCCGAUUGGCCAGCGCAGCUUUGUCCCGGAUCCUUCUGACGAAAGGGGAGUCCCCACUGCACAGCAUCACAGAGGUGGAGGCCAAGAUCUACAGUGAAGCGAAAGAGUGCCUGAAUCUGCUGUCCUACAGGCUGGGUACAGCGCAGUACUUCUUCGGAAGCACGCCGGGCAGCCUGGAUGCCUUUGUGUUCGGGUACAUCGCCCCGCUGCACCGGGCCAGUCUCCCCAGCGGCCAGCUCCAGCAGCACCUGAAGCAGCUCUCCAACCUGUGCCACUUCUGCGACUCUGUCCUCCACCACUACUUUGGAGACGGUGCCCCUGGGUCUCCUCCCACCAGCCAGGACUCGGUAGACGCAAACCUCCAGAAACUGACACAGCUUGUUAACAAAGAGUCCAACCUUAUCGAAAAGAUGGAUGAUAAUCUGCGUAGCAGCCCCCGGCGAGCGGAGCCCAAACCCGCCCCCCAGCCCCGAGAGAGGAACUCCACAGCGUGACCCCUCCCCCUGCAAAUCCUCAGGAAGUACACACUACGCUACGUCAUAAUCUGCUGCCCCGCCCAUUAUUCUGUUGCCCCAACAAUUAUCCUGCUGCCCCGCCCAUUCUCACCUGGCUCCCAUUCUCCUGUGGCCCUGCCCACUCUCUCCACCCUGUGUGGGUCACAUGGUUAAGAGAACUGGGCGUGUAAACACAGGGUUGCUGGUUCAGCUCCCAGACAGGAAACAAAUAUUCCUGACUGAGUGGCUUUACCUGUUUCACUCAGCUAAAGAGGUUCUGAAGCAGACCAUGCUAUUCACAGUCUGUCCAAUGUGUUGAGCUCUGAGCAGCAUUCAGGAUGUGAGCAGUGUGUGUGUGUGUGUGUGUGUGUGUGAUGUACUAAGCAGUAUUCAGGGUGUGAGCACUGUGUGCGUAAUCUGCAGAACACUGGUUAGAGUACUGAGUGGGGGACCAGGGUGUGGUAUUGAAUAUGUAACAGGACACACCUUCAGGGAGCAUGGCUGAAUAUAUAUAUUUCACAUAAAACCUCAAUAUCUGCCCAUUAUUAUUUUUUAGGAAAACAUUAGACUUACCUUUUGCGAUUUUGAGAUUACUUGUCACGAUGAGAACAUGGCCUUAUUGUGAAGUUCUUGUUGAUUUUUGAUUGAUCCUGAACUGGCAAGUUCAGCUACCUGAUUUUGAGAAAUAUUGCCUUGUCAGUAGGAUUCAAGCAUGGCAAAAGGGAAUGUUUUAAGCAGGGAUGGAUUUUGAUCUUGUCUUUAUCUUUUAAAAUACAUGAAGGUGUUCUUUAUAAUGUUUUGGAUUGAUGAAAUAGGAUUGCGUCAGAACGAGGAAUGUUAAUGAAUGUUAUUGACGUUGAAUAGCCAGUUGCCAGCUGAAGUUCAGAAUGACCAUUGUGGAAGCAGAUAUUCAUUUCAACAAUAAUACAAGACAAUAUCUUAAAAUAAGAACAAAAUCCCCCCUAGCAUGCUCAUGGGACUGAAAUUCAUGAGUAAUAAUCAGAAACACCAGUACCAUAUGGAUUUAAUCAGUAAGAAAUGUUUAAAUGUUUGUUGUAAAAAACAGUUGAAAUCUCAAAAUGAUGGUUCAUUGGCGACUGCAAGCACUUUAUUUUAAAAACCGAAUCUAAGCAUGUUAUAUUGUAUUGAGAGACAUAUUGUGACACCAGGAACCAGAACCAGUUUGCUAGAGCGAUUGUUAGUUCUGGUUUACUGUUCAGUAUUUGGGGACAAAAUUAUCAGGAAAAAAGUUUAAGCCACUCAAAAUGAUCCGUUGAGCUACAGGGCACAUACUCUAUACAUAUGCACAUCUAUGCUGUACAAAUCUGCUGAUCUCCUGGUCUGUGGUUUGUGAAUCUGUGGUCUGUGAAGCAGGUCUGUGGUUGAGCUGUGAGCGAAAGAUACCGAAUGUUGACAAGAUGUUCUAUGGGGAAUGUUUGGAAAGUCUUGAAUGAUGAGAAUUGUCAUUGCUUUGCAAGUGUAAAUUUGACAUCAUGUAGUGUACAUUAUAUUUGCAUAUGCCAGCACAAAAGUGGACUUAAUAAUCUAUAUGCCUCUAUCCACAUGGCCUUUGAAGUCAUACAUUUUAAAAUAGUCAUAAAUAUAAUAGGACAGAUUCUGUACCAUAUCCACUUAUGCUUUUAGUGUCACUCAUGGUGUUUUUGCAGUAAUUUAGAAAUGUAUGUUACAGCAUGAAAUAUUUGUGAAUGUUAUGAGAUAUUAAUUUGGAAUCCAUACUUUUAAAAUUAUGUAUUUCUUUGAGACAGACAAUAACACAGAUGUUCCGGAACAAUAUUACAACUUUUGUAUUCCUGGUGUGGGGUGACAUAAUUGUUAAUACUUUCUUUCUGUGUGUCUAUAUACAGUAUUAUAGUACAGGAUUGAAUGGAAACAAGGCUAUGUUAUCAGCUUGUUAGUAGAUAUUGGUUUGGAGAAAAUAGGGAUUCUUUUUUCUUAUAUUUCCUGAGCACGAUGCUAAUGCCCGUGUUCUGAAGUGACAUUUGGAACAUUAACAGUCUGUUUGAUACAAGUGUUCAAGCCCAACCCAUCUCUGCUUUCCUGUGCCCGAUUUAUUUAGCCAAAUUGCAUUCCAAAACCUUAGUUACAUUGUACAGCUGAAAAUCAACAUUAUGAUAUACAAGUACUGAAAACAGACAUCACAGUUAUUUCCCCGAAACAGGUAUAUUAUUAUUAUGUAUUUGAUAAUUUGAUUUUAUUAAUGCACUUGAACGAGAGGGUUAGAGACAGCUCUUCAAAAGAGUUAUAUUUCCAUAAGUGGCAUAGUGAGCAGUAGAACGGGUAUAUUUUGAAGACUGGAGCUCAUUGGAGGUGUUUAUUAAUGAUUAUGACAGAUGAAUUAUGACCGCUUAAUUAAUGUCAUCUGUUCUGUUCCAUGCCAGCCACACCUGCAGCUGCGUUACUCUGUAGGAAUGUAAACGGACAGCGGUGCUCAUAUCCCCCAUAAUGCAUCUGGACCACAGAGCUCUUGAGCACUGCUGGAGGAACAAAGCCAGAUCACACAUUAAAAUCUGUUUUUUAGAGACCUGGACCUAGACUGUUUGGAUUGAACACCUCUAAUGUGCACAAUGACCAGCUGAGCUGUCUCUGACAGGGAGUACAUGGAUUUUGAUUCAGAGGAUUUCUUCUGAAAAUACAAACUGUUUAAAAAUGUUUCUGUAAAGCCCAAACAUUAUUGGGGUGAAAGUAUACGUUAUUGGUCAUGUUUUGAUUACUCCUGACUUGGCUUGGGUUCAACCCCUACCACCCUCUGCAGCAUUCAUUUUUUAAAUAAUUCAAUAAUUGUUGUUAAAUAUAAUUUAAGCCAGUUUUCCAUAGAAUGGGUACUCUUUCAUCUUCAAUAAACCUCUCAGUAUCUCAAUAAAUGUAAAUACUAUAUGUAGUGUAUAGAACGUGAGAUGUAAGAAAAUGUAAAAUAUGAAUUUGCCUCAUUCGAAGAAGGGAUCAUUGGCACACAGGCAGAAAUAAAGUCCAUGGCCUAGCCUUGCAUGUGAAUAUUCAACAACAUGUUAAUAAAAACACACAGAGCCAGUACAGUUUUCAGAAGUGGUUCUGUGUGCCUUCUCCGUGUACAGUUGUAGAGAUAUACAAUUCCUUUAUCUCUCAUACCUUCUACAAAAAGUUAUUUUACAAAAUAAUAGUACAGUACAACAUUGUAUUGUGUACUGCUGGUAGUUUUAUAAACAAGCUAUGUGAAAAGGCUGUACAGAGAUGUAUAUUACAUGUUUUGUGUGGUUAAAUAAAGAGCAGUACCGUACAACACAAUUCCAGCUGGUUCAUGUAGUACAGUGUCCUUAAGCAGUGCAGUGCUGUCUGGGGAAAAGGCAGUGCUUUGUCCAGAAUCCAGGGUCACUUUCUUUGGACAUUAAAGCAGCAGGUCUACAAUGGAAGUAUAACUCGAUAUUUGCACUACAAUUCAUCUCUUGUAUAUCUGGCAAUACAUUUUCUAAAUAAAAUAUUUCCUUCAGUACUGUAGUCCAGAUAUACACAAUUGUGUUCAUAAGGAUGUGAAAUAUUGUAUUACCAAGUGACAUUAAUUGCUUGGAAUGAAUCAGAUAAUUUGAUCAGUGAAAAUGUAUUAUAUGAUUCCCUCUAGCUAGAAUAUUAUUAGGAUUAAUGAUUGCAGGUAUAUAAUUGCCCAUUAAUGAUUUAAGCACAUAUUCAUCAUCCUGUGUUUAAGGGUCUCCAGUAAUGUGGAGUUCCACUUUCUGGUGGUUAUGUUCUGGCACUUUCUGUAAUGUUAAACUUCUGUCAUUGAAUGGAUUUAGCGAUAUGACAAAACACAACAAAAUUAUUUUCAUAAUUGGUCAUUACAAGAUGAAGUAUCUUAGAAUAAUAAUGUUUUACAAUUCACAUGUUCUUAUAGCACAGAAAUCUGAGAUUACAUUUUAUCAGUUUUUUUCCAUAUAGAAAUAAUCUUAUGCAUUUUUAUGAAGUCAUAUUUUGUAUUUUGUAAUCCCAAAAUGUGUCACUUUCAUUUUGUGUUUGUGUGUGUGCUGCCUUUGUAUUGUAUAUUGCAGUUUUUCUUUCUUGUCAAGGACUGUGUGUAUACCAUGUGUGUUUUCUGCUGCCUGGUCCCUUAAAACUCAUUUUACCA